Messenger RNA from Pteropus alecto (black flying fox), 3718 nucleotides. RefSeq names its product methyltransferase like 13 (gene METTL13). The coding region runs from base 692 to 2791 and encodes 699 amino acids. The record is from RefSeq and is a predicted model, not a curated record. NCBI's taxonomy places the organism in Eukaryota, Metazoa, Chordata, Mammalia, Chiroptera, Pteropodidae. The transcript is spliced from 8 exons.
CUUCCUUCUACAGGUUUUUCUUUUCGGAGGGGGGGGACCCCUUCCUCCAGAGCGCAACCCCCGGCCGCACUCAGCCCCUGUGUGGCUCAUGGUCAGAACUGGUGAAGAGGCUAGGAAACGAAGCGCACUCUCCGCCGAUGCUGGAAAGCCCAGACCAGAGAAGCCAGCCCUUGCCGGGAGCUUGGACCCGAGACCAGAACCUGCACAGCAGGCCACUUCCGCUCGACUCUGGCUCGCGGGCCCGCCCCCUUCCGCCUCACGUAAAUAAACGCUCGGCGCCUGCGACGCAGCCAGUGUGAGGCGAGCGCGUCGCAACCAGUGAGGUGUCAGGAACGAAAACCAAUGGCCAAUGAGAUGCUGGGAUGGCUUGGGCGGCCGACCAAUCGCGAAGCCUCGCACCCGGAUGUGCUUACCCGUUCUAAAACCCAGCUCUGAGAAAGUGAGGGGUUCCCCACGUGGGGCAGAGGCUGUGGGCGCGGGUGAGAGGCUGAGCGAGUGUUAGGUUCAGUGUCUCCCGCCUGCGAUUGGCGUGUAAGGUUCAUUCCUUUAGGUUUUGAGUGGGAGAGAAAUCAAUGUGGCUGCUGGUCGGUAGAAAGAAUUCCCACCGCAGUGUCUCGGAGCCAGCGGGUGGGGAAGCCCCUCCGUUGGUACCUCACAGGGAAUAGGACUGUGUUGAAGACGCAGUGGGAGUAUGAAUCUCUUACCUAAGAGCUCCAAGGAGUUCGGCUCCGUUGACUAUUGGGAGAAGUUCUUCCAACAGCGAGGAAAGAAAGCUUUCGAGUGGUAUGGAACUUACCUGGAGCUGUGCGGGGUGCUGCACAAAUACAUCAAACCCCGGGAAAAGGUGCUGGUGAUUGGAUGCGGUAACUCAGAGCUAAGCGAGCAGCUGUAUGACGUGGGCUGUCAGGAUAUAGUGAAUAUCGACAUCAGCGAGGUCGUCAUCGAGCAGAUGAAGGAACGCAAUGCCAGCCGACGGCCCCAGAUGCGCUUCUUGAGGAUGGACAUGACACAGAUGGAGUUUCCUGAUGGCUCGUUCCAGGUGGUGUUGGACAAGGGCACCCUGGAUGCUGUCCUGACAGAUGAGGAGGAAAAGACCCUGCAGCAGGUGGACAGGAUGCUGGCUGAGGUUGGCCGUGUCCUGCAGGUGGGCGGUCGCUACCUCUGCAUCUCCCUGGCUCAGGCUCACGUCCUGAAGAAAGCAGUGGGUCACUUCUCUCGGGAGGGGUGGAUGGUGAGGGUGCACCAGGUGGCCAACAGCCAGGACCAGGUGUUGGAAGCAGAGCCUCGGUUUCCUCUGCCUGUCUUUGCCUUCAUCAUGACCAAGUUCAGGCCAGUCCCCGGCCCUGCCCUUCAGAUCUUUGAGCUGUGUGCUCAGGAGCAGGGCAAGCCUGUGCGGCUGGAGAGUGCCGAGCGGCUGGCUGAGGCGGUGCGGGAGCGGCAGCAGUAUGCCUGGCUGUGCAGCCAGCUGUACCGCAAGGCUGGGCUGGGGAGUGUGUCCCUGGACUUGUGCAGUGGGGACACGGGGGAGCCACGCUACACCCUGCACGUGGUGGACAGCCCCACUGUGAAACCAUCGCGGGACAAUCAUUUUGCCAUUUUCAUCAUCCCCCAGGGUCGGGAGACCGAGUGGCUUUUUGGCAUGGAGGAGGGCCGGAAGCAGCUAGCGGUCAGCGCCGGCUUCAGGAGGCUGAUCACAGUGGCCCUUCACCGAGGUCAGCAGUACGAAGGCAUGGACAGCAUCCAGGCCGAGCUGUCGGCCAGAGUCAUGGAGCUGGCCCCGGCCGGGAUGCCCGCCCAGCAGCAGGUGCCCUUCCUGUCUGUGGGUGGGGACAUUGGCAUCCGGACCGUUCAGCACCAAGACUGCAGCCCCCUGAGUGGUGACUACGUCAUCGAGGAUGUGCAGGGGGACGACAAGCGUUACUUUCGGCGGCUGAUCUUCCUUAGCAACAGGAACGUGGUGCAGUCGGAAGCCCGGUUGCUGAAGGACGUGUCCCACAGAGCCCAGAAGAAACGGAAGAAGGACAGGAAGAAGCAGCGGCCUGCUGACACUCCCGAGGACCUCCCCGCAGCCCCAGGGCAGGCCAUCGAUAAGAGCUACCUGUGCUGUGAGCACCACAAAGCCAUGGUCGCCGGCCUGGCCUUGCUGAGAAACCCGGAGAUGCUCUUAGAGACUCCCCUGGCAUUGCUGGUGGUAGGCCUGGGCGGAGGCAGCCUCCCCCUCUUCGUCCACGAUCAUUUCCCAAAGUCCUGCAUCGAUGCUGUGGAGAUCGACCCCUCCAUGUUGGAAGUGGCCACCCAGUGGUUUGGCUUUUCCCAGAGCAGCCGGAUGAAGGUCCACAUUGCAGACGGCCUGGACUAUAUUACCAGCCUGGCAGGAGGAGAAGCACGGCCUCGCUACGACGUCAUAAUGUUCGACGUAGACAGUAAGGACCCCACCCUGGGAAUGAGUUGUCCCCCCCCAGCGUUCGUGGACCAGCCCUUCCUGCAGAAGGUCAAAAGCAUCUUGACUCCCAAAGGUGUCUUUAUCCUCAACCUCGUGUGCCGAGACUUGGGGCUAAAGGACUCAGUGCUGGGUGGGCUCAAGGCGGUGUUCCCCCUUCUGUACGUCCGGCGAAUCGAGGGGGAAGUGAACGAGAUCCUGUUCUGUCAGCUGCACCCCGAGCAGACACUUGCCACGCCAGAGCUGUUGGAAAUGGCCCGGGCCUUGGAGCAGACCCUGAGGAAGCCAGGGAGGGGUUGGGACGACACGUAUGUCCUGUCAGACAUGCUCAAGACUGUGAAGAUCGUGUGAUCGCUGGCCUUGCAGUCUUCCCGGCUUCCUGCUGGCCUGACCUUGGGCUCGCAGCUGGCCAGAGUGAAGAAAGCACAGUGCUUUCAAGCCGCGUAUUUUUCUUGGUUUCAUACUCGACUGCGUGCGACCUCCAGCUUGCUGAGGUUGCCCGACGAUCUGGGAAAAUAAAGACGUUUUUCCCAUCCUGACCUCUUCAGGACCUCUCGGUUGCUCGCCUGUGCCUCCUGCACCGUGUCCUUGAGUAGGACCCCUGCCGGAAGCCCCGACGGACGCCAGCGCCCUAAUGCACGGGCACCUUAGGAUGGACACCGUCACACGUGACCGCGGGCUCAUGCUCGCUUUCUUCUGUUGGCUCUGUGGGAAUGACCUCGCUUCUGGGCCAAAAGACUAUAAACAGCGUAGGAUCUUCGUAGACGUGGGACAGGUUUGAGAGACCAUCCCACUGUUUCUCUGCAGGUGGAAGUGCCGCCGCCAUGGUCCCUAGUGUUAAGAACCUGCUAAUCCACUGUUUCACAGCUUGUCUCAGCUUCCCAAUCCUUGUAGCCGGAGCUGUCCGCUUCCUUCUCAGUGGAAGGAGUGGAUGUGACCGGCCCAUUACUGUGCGUGUCAGACUUAGCCAGCUCGUCUCUAGUGUUGGUUCACUCCCAUUUACGGAGUGACAGCUACAUGCCAGACCCAGCGUAAGGAGCUGUGGUGGAAGUAAAGAUGUUUGAGUCCACGGCCAAGCCACCCUUGAACGUGCCCCGUCUCGUCUGGUCUCAGAAGCUAAGCAGGGUCGGGCCUGGUUAGUGCUUGGAUGGGAGACCACCUCGGAAGACCAGGUGCUAUAGGCAUAAAAAAAAUAAAAAAAAAAAAUAUGUUUGAGAAUGGCCAAAGCUCAUGGAUUAGUAAUAAAAGUUAACGUCUUCCAGGAAUUUUAAAAAAUGA